Eimeria maxima is the source of this 771-nucleotide messenger RNA. RefSeq names its product translation initiation factor eIF-2B subunit alpha, putative. Gene Ontology annotation, molecular function: translation initiation factor activity; guanyl-nucleotide exchange factor activity. Lineage: Eukaryota; Apicomplexa; Conoidasida; Eucoccidiorida; Eimeriidae. The annotation marks the transcript as partial. Gene Ontology annotation, biological process: translational initiation. Gene Ontology annotation, cellular component: eukaryotic translation initiation factor 2B complex. The record is from RefSeq and is a predicted model, not a curated record. The transcript is spliced from 6 exons.
AGGUUAACAACUCUUCCUCUUAGUUCUGCUUGUUCUUUAUAUCAACAUUUUGCUGUUAAACACUACGAGAGGAAACCCCAUCUUUCUGUAGAGGAAUUAAAAUCUCUUCUUAUUGCCCAAUCAGCAAAAUUUGCAUCGCGUAUAACAGAGAGCAAGCAAACAAUAGCAGAGAUAGGUCGUAUAAUGUUUACAAAAGAUCAAAUGGUAGUACUUACUCAUGGAAGAAGUUCUUGUGUUGAGCGUCUUCUUCUUAAUGCUUGGCUAAACCACAAAAAGAGGUUUAUAGUUAUAAUAACACAACAAGAAACCCUAAACACUCAUGGACAACAAACUAUUACUAAUGAUGAAGAUCGUCUUCUUGCCUCCUUAUCUGCAUGCGGUAUACCUGCAUCUUUAUCAAGUGUUAGUCUUGUUGCUUCCUUGAUGGAGAGAGUUGACUUAGUUGUUGUUGGCGCAGAAGCCGUGGCAGAGAAUGGAGGAAUUAUUAAUAGAGUAGGAACAGCAACAGUAGCUCUUGUUGCUGCACAAAGAUGUAUUCCUUUUUAUGUUGUAUGCGAGGCCUGUAAAUUCGGUCGAGCAAUUUCUUUAGAUAAUAAGGCUUCUUCUCUUUUUUCUAUGCAACCUGCGCAGCCCCAACGAGACUCGUUAAUAGGAGACUGCUGGGAACCAUUAGACUAUACUUGCCCUGAAUAUAUUAAUUUAUUAUUUACUGAUUUAGGUGUAUUUACACCUUGUAGUGUAUCUGAUGAAUUAGCUAAAUUAUUUAAUUAA